CAAGAUACUAAUCUAGCGUUAUCGUGGAACUGUCUCAAUCCUGGGUUCCGCUCGAUUCUUGAUGGCCUGAGCCGUUGAACUAUCGUAACCGUAUCUUGUCACACCCCAAAAAUGUUAACAACGCUGGCGUUAGGAGGUCUUGUUACUUCAAUUCUGCAAAUACGUACAGACCAGCAUUGGCUGGUGGCUGGCCGACUAGUCACGGGUGAGGUGUAACACAAAGUCUAGCCCUCUUCAGGCAACAAACUGACACUAUAUCGUCGCCACUGACAUUUAAUCUCAAAGAAUUCGGAUUAUGUUGCCUUCUCAAAGGAACGUGUACUAACUCCUUUUGCACCUGCCUUCAUGGGCUGUGCAGACCAGCCAGGGCGUAUAUAUGCAAUCCAUCAGACAGAGUAAUUAGUGGUGCGCGUAUGCAUUCACAUUCACCUCAUCUCACAAAUGUCCUCAGUUACGGAUCCAGAAGCUAUCAUUAAUGAAUUCGUUAAUACCAUACAUCCUGCUUUUGUCACUACCGUGGUGAAUAUUGCCUUCUCUGCCUCCUUGUUUACCCUCUUUGCUGUCCUUCUUGCUCUCUCCACCAAGGAGUCUCGAUGCCGCGCAGUAUUCCGACUGAAUGUGUUGGCUGUCUGUAUCGUUUUAGCGAUGGGCAUGCUGGUUGGUUUCAGCAAUGGGAAGAUCGUUGUGGGCCAGCUCGGUUCGCUGCCGCUAAGUAUCUUCCUUGCUGAACUCGCCUUCAUCGUCUUCCCACCGUUACUGUGCGACUCGAUAUUGUUAACCCGCCUCUUUGCACUCUAUCCCCCCACCAGUUCACCUCCGACUACUUUAUUGAAGAUAUUUGCAUUUCCCUUCUGUGUGAAAUGCGCUCGAGUGGUGGUUCUCAGUCUUUUUCUCAAUCGCUGUACUAGCUCUGCGGCGAUUAUGGAUGGAGUCAACCUCGACCCGGAUGAGGUUGCCACCUGGUUCUUCCGUAACCCUUACAUGAUUGCUGAGUGGACGUUGCAAAUAAUAGACAACUCGUAUUUUGUUACUGUCUUCCUCUAUAACCUCCGUGUCCGUGUGGGUUCGAUCAAGCGCAUGGGUGGAAUGACAGCCCGCAUCCAUCAAAUAUUUUACAUUUCUGCUGCAAAUUUCGUCUUCCCUCUCAUCUUCAACAUCAUGUUAAUCAUCGGCACAUCUGUUGCCUCGACUGGCCAGCUCUUGGUCGUCGGCUCGUUGCUAUUGUUGAUCAACAGCUAUGUAACGGUCAUGGGUGUAUUGUGCGCAACGGUCUGGUUCUCCAGAUAUGAGCGGAUUCUGAUUCGCAACGAACCAUUAUCUGACGACAUGUUUUCACUCGAGCCGAGCUUACGAAGGGUGCAUGGCACCGGCAUGGAGUGUGGGAGUGAAACUGUGGUGGUUGGCAGGAGGUUUGCCACACCGAACACGGCAGACUUCUACCCUGCGCCCGCGACAGACUGCAAGUCACCUGCCACACUGACAGAAAGGGAUGAGUACUGUAUAGUGUGAUGUCCAACCCUUCUGAAGUCAAAAUCUCAUGACAAUUUUGUCCUCGUUCGUUUAUGUCUUCACCAGUGUACCCAUGUACGACGCUUGUUGAAAUAGUCGGUGACUACGUAGAUUAGGUUCCCUGUAACAUACAGUGUAUAAGAGAUUGCUUGUGACUCGUCC
Messenger RNA from Pisolithus orientalis, 1671 nucleotides. RefSeq lists its product as uncharacterized. NCBI's taxonomy places the organism in Eukaryota, Fungi, Basidiomycota, Agaricomycetes, Boletales, Pisolithaceae. The coding region runs from base 442 to 1509 and encodes 355 amino acids. The record is from RefSeq and is a predicted model, not a curated record. The transcript is spliced from 4 exons.